Messenger RNA from Branchiostoma belcheri (Belcher's lancelet), 2744 nucleotides. Its product is annotated as tripartite motif-containing protein 3-like. NCBI's taxonomy places the organism in Eukaryota, Metazoa, Chordata, Leptocardii, Amphioxiformes, Branchiostomatidae. The record is from RefSeq and is a predicted model, not a curated record. The coding region runs from base 97 to 2286 and encodes 729 amino acids. The transcript has a single exon. Gene Ontology annotation, biological process: positive regulation of DNA-templated transcription. Gene Ontology annotation, cellular component: nucleoplasm; chromatin. Gene Ontology annotation, molecular function: zinc ion binding; protein binding; ubiquitin-protein transferase activity.
UUCCGAGAACCAGACAGAUCAUCGAGUGCGAUAGACCCUGGCAGUCUACUGAAGAAGUCUUACUUGGUGACCAUAUCUAUCGUCUCCAAGAUCAAAAUGGCAAGUAAAAUGGCAAGUGACGAGUUUGACGAAGAAUUCCUGACGUGUCAAGUCUGUAUGCUACACUUCCGGGACCCCAAAAUCCUGCCAUGUCUGCACACAUUUUGUAAGGAGUGUCUCGAAGAAUGGGCGACGAAACAACAGCCGCUGGAGUGUCCAAUCUGCCGCCUACCGGUCAGUCUACCUGACCAAGGUGUGGACGGACUCAAGACCAACUUCUACGUCAACAACCUGUUGGAUUUCGUGGCGGCGAAGAAAGGGGCGGAGCCAGGUGUGCCGUGCCAGGUGUGCGAGGGGAAUGUGGAGGGGUCAAAGUCUUGGUGUACAGAUUGUGCUGUGUUACUGUGUGAAUCUUGUACUGUCAUGCACCGCAAGAUUCCGGGUACGAGAGACCAUGAACUGGUGCCACAAGACGUUAUGACGGCAAAAGAGGGCGUGGAUAAAUUUAAUCGCAAACGGCACUGCGACAAGCACAAGAACCAAGAACUUGUGUUCUACUGUGAGAGCUGCCAGGCGUUGGUUUGCACAGGGUGUACCGUAAUCGACCACCGGCCGGGCAAAGAUCACAAUCCAGUAGAAAUCGCCACCGUCGCUCAGAAGAAGAGAGAAAAAUUACAAGAACUUUUGCGAGAGAUAGAUCCACGUCAGAAAGAAAUACAGGCCUCUAUCGAGGAAGUUGACAAGAACAUGUCAAAUCUAAACCCUUCAAAAGAGGCAGCCACAACUCAAGCUAAAGCAUAUUUCCGCCAACUUGCUGACCUUCUGGAAAAACGUGAACAGGAGAUUUUGAGCAAGAUUGACGAGGAGUGCCGCGCCGACGGCAAGGCUCUACAGACAAAGAAGGAAGCGAUAGAGUUCGAGUUGGCCGGGCUGACGAGCGCACAAACGUUUUGCCAACAAACUGUAGAACAUGGAAGUUACGUGCACGUUCUGGAGGUGGGAAACCAGGUCCAAACAAGGAUAGAAUCUCUGCUGGCAAAAGAAGUAAACCUGGAGUCCAACUGGAGCGAGUUUCAGUUCAUAGAGAACACGGCUGUAGAGGACUUUGCGAAUGAAGUUGAAAACCUCGGUGGUUUAGGUUCAGACAUCGACGUUUCGAAAGGCCAAGUUGUUGUAAGGCCGGCAGUCGAGGGGUUUCAGUGUGUCGCUGUACUGAAGACAAUGGACAAAAAGGGACGUCCGUGUGUCGUAAACAGUAACGCUGUCACAGUGAACAUGAAGGACCCGUCUGGAACAAGCCUACCGACGACACUGCAGAAGAGCGGGCACGUGUUAGAAAUCUCGUACGUGCCCAAGGUCACGGGUAGUCACAGGUUAGAUGUCAAGGUUAACUCUCAACAGGUGGAAGGAAGUCCAUAUAAUAUUAAAGUUCAGAGUAGGGACACGCCUGUGUUAACUAUCGGACGGCAGGGUAGUGGGGUGGGGGAACUGAACGGGCCGGUAGGGGUCGCGGUUGAUAACGAAGACAACAUCGCUGUGGUGGAACAGGGGAACAAGCGGGUUCAGGUAUUCGAUGUAAACACAGGUCAGUCUUUGCGUACCUUCUCAGUUGGUGGUUAUUGGUCGUAUGGUAUUGAUGUGGACUCAAAUGGAAGAUUUUCAGUGACGUUGUGUGAUAACAAUGGGGUAUGUGUAGUCGGAUGUUACUCAAAGGAAGGCAAACUUCUGAACACAGUCAAGCCUGGCGGCACGAAAUCAUAUGAGCCACGUGGGAUAACCGUUCUGAAGGACGGCCGUAUGGUGGUUGUGGAUAACUCUCAGAGGUCCUGUCUCCUCCUGCAGCAUGACGGGAGCCUCAUCCGGGAGAUCGGCAAGGGGCAGUUACAGAAACCAACAUUCAUAGCAGUGGAAGAGUCACGUGGCAUGAUGUAUAUCACCGAUAUGACUGCUAACAAAGUGUUUGUGUUUGACCUUGAGGGGGAGUUCAAGUUCCGUUUUUAUGGGAAGGGUCAGGGUGAGGGACAGUUCUCAAGUCCGUCAGGUAUAACGUUAGACAAGUCAGGUAACGUCAUUGUAGUGAACCAUGGUGGCGGCCGUGUACAGGUGUUCAGGCCUGACGGGACGUUCAUACGGACUGUGGCCACAGUUCAGGGAAGGCAUCCUCUUGGAAUAACACUGACUCCUGACGGCUACAUAGCUGUAGCUUGUUUCACGGGACAGUGUAUAGAAAUGUACAGGUACUGCUGAUACACAACUGCUCAACUGCAUAGUUAACUUCAUGGACAUGAUAUGUUUGGAAUGUUGAAUGUUUUCAUUUGAUGCUAUUCCAUUUGUUGAUUCAUAAUACAUGUACAUGUAUGGAACGUCUUUAAAUUAGCGUUGUUGUACAUGGUAGCUCACUGUUCUAUAAAAAUGUACAAAUAUUGUUGAUGUGUCAUAAUCAGCUUCAUGGACAUGAAGAUGUUUUAAAACACUAGCUGUUGAGUGUAAUUUUUUAUUUGAUGCUUUUCCACUUGUUAAUUCGUAGUACAUUUAGAAUUUUGCCAACAAAGAAUAGAGGUACUUUGUUACUACAUGUACUUAUUGUAGUGACUAAAAAGGAGAAAAAAGUGAUACAGUCAAUCAUCCGUUUACAGCCAGUAAAAGGCAUAACGUCUAAUAUAAAGUAAAGUAAGAGGCCAAUGUCUGUCACCUCUGUCCCAUAC